Plutella xylostella (diamondback moth) is the source of this 1664-nucleotide messenger RNA. RefSeq lists its product as uncharacterized. Gene Ontology annotation, biological process: regulation of transcription by RNA polymerase II; gliogenesis. Gene Ontology annotation, molecular function: DNA-binding transcription activator activity, RNA polymerase II-specific; RNA polymerase II cis-regulatory region sequence-specific DNA binding. The record is from RefSeq and is a predicted model, not a curated record. Lineage: Eukaryota; Metazoa; Arthropoda; Insecta; Lepidoptera; Plutellidae. Gene Ontology annotation, cellular component: nucleus.
UAAACUGAGUGCAUGCGUAGUACGGAUAGUUUUAUUUUACACGCAAAAACAUACAUACCUGUAAAGAUUUUGCAAUAUACCUAAUUAAUAAUUAUUUUGUGAAGACCUUUAUAACUUAUAUCUUAUCUUGUGUUUAUAAAUUACGGACUGUGUGAAAACUUGGAACUGAGUUGAAAGUGCAAUGUUUUAGAGCUUUUUAUGUUGCUGUCUAACUGAAGGAAAGGAUUAUUUCGGAGAUGGUUGUUCUAAGCAGUCGCGCGGACAUGUCUGAGGGCCAGUCGACCCCAGAGUGGGACAUCAACGACGCCGUCGUGCCGCGGGUCACCAGCUUCGACCCCUUCAGCGAGUGGUGCGACGGCCACGUGAGACGCAUAUACCCCCCGGCAUGCGAGGAAGCGAGACGGCACGCGUCGGGCUGGGCUAUGAGGAACACCAAUAACCACAACGUGCAUAUUCUUAAGAAGAGCUGUCUUGGUGUGCUAGUGUGCUCCGUGCGGUGCCGUCUGCCUGAUGGGUCCAGAGUGCAUUUGAGGCCAGCGAUAUGCGAUAAGGCGCGGAAAAAACAGCAAGGAAAGCCAUGUCCGAACCGCAUGUGCAACGGGGGCCGCCUGGAGGUUCAACCCUGCCGCGGCCACUGCGGGUACCCCGUCACGCACUUCUGGAGACACACGGACCACGCCAUCUUCUUCCAAGCUAAAGGAGCCCAUGACCAUCCAAGACCUGAGGCUAAGGGGGCCAGUGAAGUGAGGCGAUCGCUUGGUGCCGGACGAAGGGUUAGAGGAUUAGCGCUGAUGUUGGCUCGGGAAUCCGCACUAGCUGAUAAAAUGACCUCGCUGAAGCCAGAGAAACAAACGCAGAAGGUCAACCCUCCGCAGCCGCCGCCGCUCAUUCCUGAUGGCCAGAGAGGUAUGACAUGCACAUGCGGUCCCUUCGAGUGCGGGUGUCGGUGGCGCGCGGAGGCGGCGGCCGAGGCGUACGCGCCCUCUUGGACGCCCCCCGAGCCGGCGUACCCCGCGUACGCGCCCCCCGCCCCCGCCGCCCUGCCCUACGACCCCGCCGCCCUGCCCACCGACGACAUCUUCCAUCCCGAAGAGAUCUUCCAGCUAGACCAACCUAUCCGAAUGGAAUUCCCUCACAUUGAACAAACGCCGUUAGAAUCGCCCCCUACGUUCGCGGAGCUCAGUGGAGACUCGAGAUCGGAGGACUCGUACUGGUUCGAGUGGCAGGGCGCGGCGGGCUCCGAGUCGAGCGAGGCGCCGUCGCCCGAGCUGUUCGGCCACGGCUACCAGCAGGCCGAGGCGUACUGCGAGCAACAGAACUACUCCACACAAGCCUACUACCCUGAAGAAGCCCAGUACUACGGCAUGGAAUGUUCGAGAACCUCGCCGGUGUUGGAGACGAGCGAUCAGCGGUACUAUAGGUGGAACCAGGAGUGCGGGCCCAGCGCGGAGCCGCAGUGGGGCUACUCCGACUGCGCGUUCACGGCGCCGCAGGGAGCCGAGUGUCGGGAGUACGACAUGCAGCAGCAGACUGUGAACGCGUUCAGCGCGCUCACCUACAAUUGAUGUGCGAAUGUUAGUUUAGUGCCUAAGUCGUUUUGUAAAUAUUCCGUUGUACAUAUGUGAUAGCUUAUAGUUGUAAAAAAUAAAUGAUUUUUCCUAUUC